This is a messenger RNA of Micropterus dolomieu (smallmouth bass), 1023 nucleotides long. RefSeq names its product sperm-tail PG-rich repeat containing 4 (gene stpg4). The coding region runs from base 254 to 979 and encodes 241 amino acids. The transcript has 8 exons. Lineage: Eukaryota; Metazoa; Chordata; Actinopteri; Centrarchiformes; Centrarchidae. Gene Ontology annotation, molecular function: histone binding; chromatin binding. Gene Ontology annotation, biological process: epigenetic programing of male pronucleus. The record is from RefSeq and is a predicted model, not a curated record. Gene Ontology annotation, cellular component: female pronucleus; germinal vesicle; male pronucleus.
AGACUUCCUUGACAAGCAAUGUAAACAUCAGUUCUUGGCUCCUUCGGACCGUGUGCUCCAUGUAGCCUAGCAACGAGGCCGAAUGUUGAGCUUUUGCUCCCAGAGCGAGAUUUUCGCUUCAGGUGAUGGUCUUUAGUUCUGCCGUACUGAGAAUCAGAGUGAGAGAGUGUUUGUGCCUGACAUCACACUCCAGCAGCCUAGCAUGCCACAAGAGGUGUCACUGGAUCUUCAGUCAACCAGAUAGUGAACGGCAAUGAACAUAGUGCAGGAUACGGCCACGUGGAAAAACAAAGCCGUCUCUAAAGUCAGCGACAUGUCCAGGGGUGGUAAUAGAACAGAUAAGGGUGAUGACAAGGUGGGCCUGUGUGGCCGGGGGAGCUGGUGGCUGGGAACACUGAAAGACACACCCAUCCCCGGUCUCUAUCACAUUCGCGACUUCAUCGAAGAAGCUGAACUGAACCCAGUGAGGAAGACCUACGGGUUCAAAGGCGUGGGCAGAAAAGCCCACAUUCUGGGCAUACGUAAGGGGGAUUUGCUUCUACCCGGGGCGUAUGACUACACCGACUCCAUCCAGGAGGUCCUGAUGCACCAGGCGUCCUACUCUUUCAAAAACUGUCCACGGCCUGAAAUAAUCACUCUGGGCUUCAGCGACAAGCAUAUAAACACUUCGCCGUGCGACUACAAUGUGACAGCAAAACCAGUGGAGAAGAUUCCCUGCAAGCAUGUGAUGUUCCGGUCGACUGUGCAGCGGAUCAGCUUUCCCCCUAAGGAGGGACCUGCUCCAUGCCACUAUAGUCCACAGACCAGACCAGCAAAAGGCAUCACUUCCUCCUUCAAAUCCACAUUGCCGCGACUCCACUAUGUGCACUCAAAGACCCCAGGACCAGGGGCCUGCGAACCUUGCUGGAAGCUGGGUGACCAUCUGAACCCAGCAGCCAAAGACCCAUCAUUUAGCCUCUUCUUCCGUAACAUUCUCUAGUGUGGACUUUAUUUCUCCUCAUCCUGUCAGCUUGCUAACUGGCA